This is a messenger RNA of Phodopus roborovskii (desert hamster), 4366 nucleotides long. RefSeq names its product zinc finger and BTB domain containing 11 (gene Zbtb11). The record is from RefSeq and is a predicted model, not a curated record. The transcript has 12 exons. Gene Ontology annotation, cellular component: nucleus. Gene Ontology annotation, molecular function: RNA polymerase II cis-regulatory region sequence-specific DNA binding; DNA-binding transcription factor activity, RNA polymerase II-specific; protein binding. Gene Ontology annotation, biological process: negative regulation of transcription by RNA polymerase II; regulation of immune system process; regulation of cytokine production. NCBI's taxonomy places the organism in Eukaryota, Metazoa, Chordata, Mammalia, Rodentia, Cricetidae. Bases 235 to 3474 code for a protein of 1079 amino acids.
GCAGCCAUUUUGUCAGUCGGCAGCGGAUCCCGCGCGCUGCAGCAGUGCAGUUCCCCCUGGUUACCAAGCCGUCGGUUCUUCCUCGGCGCUGCGGGCGCCCUCGAAGAGCGCCCACCCGAGGCGUAGGCGUUCCUCCGGAACAGUGUCGCCGCUGCGGUUGCAUCUCUACGGAGCCAGCGCGCUGUCUGCCUUUCCCUGCCGCUGACAGGCGCCCUGAGGGCGCUGCCUUCAGCGAUGUCAAGCGAGGAAAGCUAUCGGGCCAUCCUGCGCUAUCUGACGAACGAACGUGAGCCUUAUGCACCGGGCACCGAGGGCAAUGUCAAGCGUAAAAUCCGCAAGGCUGCCGCCUGCUACGUUGUGCGCGGCGGGACUUUGUACUACCAGCGGCGGCAGCGGCACCGCAAGACCUUCGCGGAGCUGGAAGUCGUGCUGCAGCCGGAGCGGCGCCAGGGCCUCAUAGAGGCGGCACACCUGGGCCCUGGAGGCACCCACCACACCCGGCAUCAGACCUGGCACGACCUGUCCAAGACCUACUGGUGGCGAGGCAUACUAAAGCAAGUUAAAGAUUACAUAAAACAGUGUAGCAAGUGCCAGGAGAAGCUUGAUCGCUCCCGUCCAAUAUCAGAUGCUUCAGAAAUGUUGGAAGAAUUGGGAUUGGACCUUGAGUCUGGAGAAGAAAGUAAUGAAUCAGAGGAUGACCUGAGCAACUUCACUUCACCUCCAACCACAGCCUCCAGGUCUUCAAAAAAGAAGCCAGUGUCUAAACACGAACUUGUAUUUGUUGACACCAAAGGAGUGGUAAAACGUUCUUCUCCAAAACAUUGCCAGGCAGUUUUGAAACAGCUAAAUGAACAGAGACUCUCCAACCAGUUCUGUGAUGUUACCUUGUUAAUUGAAGGAGAAGAGUAUAAGGCUCAUAAGUCUGUCCUGUCAGCAAACAGUGAAUAUUUUCGAGAUCUUUUUAUUGAGAAGGGAGCCGUUUCUAGUCAUGAGGCAGUCGUGGAUCUUUCUGGCUUUUGUAAAUCAAGCUUCCUUCCUUUGCUGGAAUUUGCCUAUACCUCUGUACUAAGUUUUGACUUUUGUAGCAUGGCUGAUGUAGCUGUCUUAGCUCGCCAUCUUUUUAUGUCAGAAGUUUUAGAAAUUUGUGAAAGUGUGCAUAAACUAAUGGAAGAAAAGCAACUAACAGUGUAUAAGAAAGGUGAAGUACAAACGGUUGCAUCUACUCAGGACUUACCAGCUCACAAUGGAACUACAGCCCCACCUGUGACUAGGAGUGAAGCAACCACAACUUUGUCAAGUGAACUUGGGCAUUGUGAAAUUGUACUGCUGGUAAAUGGAGAAUUGCCAGAAACAGGACAGAAUGGGGAGCCAGGACAGCAGCCUGUGGCUCCAGUUUCUCCAGAGGCUGAAGUUAGUGUGUCCCCUAUAGAAUGUAUAACUGAUCCCCAUCCUGAAAUGGGAACUGCUAGCUUAGCAACAAAUACUAACCAAACAGAGAUAGAGACUGCAAUAAUCGGAGAAGAUGGCACAGUUGCUAAUGUUCAUCCUAAUAUUUCAAAAGAGAAUAUAAUCAGUAUUUCUCAAGAGGACAGUGAUAUGGGAAAUGACACAUUGCCUGAGGACAUCGGUGCCAAAGACUUUCCAGAUCAUAGUCAGAGCCUUGAUGACCAACCUUUAAAAGAUCAGGAAACUCUAAUUGAAACCACAGAAAAGACAGACUCAGGCCCAGAAGAUGAUACUUACAGAAGUAGGCUUAGGCAGCGGUCUGUUAAUGAAGGUGGCUACAUCAGGCUACACAAAGGCAUGGAGAAAAAGUUGCAGAAGCGGAAAGCCAUUUCUAAGUCGGCAGUUCAACAGGUGGCCCAGAAAUUAGUUCAAAGGGGGAAAAAGAUGAAACAACCCAAAAGGGAUGCUAAGGAGAACACUGAAGAAACGUCUCAUAAAUGUGGGGAAUGUGGAAUGGUUUUUCAAAGACGAUAUGCCUUUAUAAUGCAUACAUUGAAACAUGAAAGAGCUAGAGAUUACAAAUGUCCGUUAUGUAAAAAACAGUUUCAGUAUAGUGCCUCAUUACGAGCACACCUUAUACGGCAUACGAGAAAAGAUGCACCCACUUCAUCUUCAUCCAAUUCCACAUCUAAUGAGGCCUCAGGAGCAUCAUCUGAGAAAGGAAGAACCAAACGAGAAUUUAUAUGCUCAAUAUGUGGAAGGACAUUACCUAAAUUAUACUCCCUCCGAAUACAUAUGCUAAAGCACACAGGUGUAAAGCCACAUGCCUGCCAGGUCUGUGGAAAAACUUUCAUCUAUAAGCAUGGUCUAAAAUUACAUCAAAGUCUCCAUCAGUCACAAAAGCAGUUCCAGUGUGAACUGUGUGUCAAGUCAUUUGUUACCAAACGGAGUCUUCAGGAACAUAUGAGUAUUCACACAGGAGAGUCCAAGUACUUUUGCUCAGUUUGCGGAAAGUCUUUUCACAGGGGUUCCGGACUUAGCAAGCACCUUAAGAAGCACCAGCCAAAGCCUGAAGUUCGAGGCUAUCAUUGUACACAAUGUGAAAAAAGUUUCUUUGAAGCUAGAGAUCUGCGCCAGCAUAUGAAUAAGCAUCUUGGUGUGAAGCCGUUUCAGUGCCAAUUUUGUGAUAAGUGCUAUAGUUGGAAGAAAGAUUGGUAUUCUCAUGUGAAGUCCCAUUCUGUCACUGAGCCUUAUAGGUGUAAUAUAUGUGGCAAAGAAUUUUAUGAAAAAGCUUUAUUCAGGAGACAUGUAAAGAAAGCCACCCAUGGGAAGAAAGGAAGAGCAAAGCAAAACCUGGAACGGGUGUGCGAUCAAUGUGGAAGAAAAUUCACUCAGCUGAGAGAGUACAGGAGACACAUGAACAACCAUGAAGGAGUUAAGCCCUUUGAGUGCUUAACAUGUGGAGUAGCUUGGGCUGAUGCCAGAUCACUAAAACGUCAUGUCCGAACACAUACUGGUGAACGGCCCUACGUGUGUCCUGUGUGUAGCGAAGCUUACAUAGAUGCUCGGACACUUCGUAAGCAUAUGACUAAAUUCCACAGAGAUUAUGUGCCUUGCAAAAUCAUGCUGGAGAAAGACACUCUGCAGUUUCAUAACCAAGGAACUCAAGUGGAACAUGCUGUCAGCAUCUUAACUGCAGACAUGCAGGAACAAGAAAGUGCUGGGCCUCAAGAGCUGGAGACUGUGGUGGUGACAGGAGAAACUAUGGAAGUUCUUGAAGCAGUGGCAGCUACGGAAGAGUGUCCCUCGGUAUCUACGUUAUCUGACCAAAGUAUCAUGCAGGUGGUUAACUACGUGCUGGCACAGCAGCAAGGGCAGAAGCUGUCUGAAGUUGCGGAGGCCAUUCAGACUGUUGAAGUAGAAGUGGCGCAUGUGCCGGAAGCAGAGCAAGUAAUUGGCCAUGAGAAAAGAGUACUGUUAUUAAACACUGUUGAUGGGAAGUUUCUGCUUGAUAACAUUGGACUUUAAAUGGAAAAAAAUCAAAACUGAUUCUUUUGCUGAAGAAUGAACAAGUUAACGAAGAAGUUAAGUUUGGUAUGUUUUAGCUUUUGUAUCAUGUUUGUUUAAAUUUGUUGCAAAUUACAUCUAUAGUGGUAAUAUGGAUGCUAUAUAAUUGUUAGAUAAUUUCAGAAUGUUGAAAAUUCAAUGUAGCCCUCAUUAUACUGUGUUAUAUAAAAAAUUGAUUAUGGUACUAUCAAAUUGCUGAAAGUAUUUGAAAAGUUACCUUAAAACUAAAUUAUAUUCAUUCAUGUGUUUGAUUUUUUUUUUUUUAAUUUCUCACCUUUCUGAGUUUUCAGAUUUUGAAAAUAAGUAUGGAGAUAUGCCACAUUUCUUUAUAGAAAACUAUCGUUCAAGCUAUAAUUGUUAAAAUUAAGCUUUUAGGUAUUAGAAGCUUUCUUAAAGUAUAAAAUUAAGAUAUAAACAGAUUAUAUGUAAAUCAUUCCUAAAGCACAAGAAAUGAAUGUGCCUUGAUGUACAUAUAUAAUAUUAAGAUGCUUAUUCCAGUUUACUUUCAAAAUGGCUUUAAGGUUAAGGAGUAAAUGUGACAGCCCUGCAUGCAUUUUAUUGCAUAUGUAAUGUGUGCAUUUGCAAAUUUGGUGUUGUUUUAAUAGCUGUGUGACUUUCGUUUUAAAGGUGAAUCUAUAUACAGCCCACAACUUCAUAUAGGCUAUUCAUUGGUCAUGUCCAAUGGUUAAUGAAAAAGUAUUUCAAUGUAAUUAACAUUUGAAAUUGUCUUUUAUGUUCCAUUUUCACCAUUGUUAGAUUUAGUUAAAUGUAUAAGAUCAUAAAUGUAUGUCAGAAACAUGUAAAUAAAAGAUGUUCAGUCUUAUUAAAAGCAAAAUUUUGGAGUUGACCUUGA